AUGGCCUCAGACCAGUAUUUUGAGGAGGUUGUACCCCAGUUGGGUUCCUUUGAAGAUAAAUCAUCUCUCGAAACAUGGAAAUGUGGUGGUGACGACAUUGCGGAUUCAGAUAAAAAUGCCUCCAGUGGCUUUGAUUGCAACAUCUGUCUGGAUUGUGUGCAAGAUCCAGUGGUCACUCUUUGUGGUCAUCUCUACUGCUGGCCCUGCAUUUACAAAUGGCUUAACAUCCAUAGUGCCUCUUCUGAAAGUGAAGAGAAGCAACGAUGUCCAGUAUGCAAAUCAGAAAUCUCACAGUCAUCACUGGUUCCACUGUAUGGGCGUGGCCAAACCACGCUACCUUCCAAAGGCAAAGGUCACCAAGUAGGGAUUGUGAUACCAAGAAGACCCCUUGGUCCUUCAUGGAUUACCAGUUCACCAAGAUCACAUGAUUCUGAAACUGUUCAACAUACUUCUCAUGUUUAUCACCGCCAUUAUCCGAACCAUCCUCAACAAUUCAACUCAAUUCCUGGCAGUUACCCUUCAACAAUGUUCAACACUGGUGGUUCACUAGCUAAUGCAUUUGAUACAACAUAUGGAGUCUUUGGAGAGAUGAUAUAUGCAAGGGUCUUUGGAAACCAGAUGACUAACGUGUACACAUACGCGAAUUCAUAUGAUCUUUCAGGGAGCAGUAAUCCAAGGGUCAGAAGGCACUUAAUGCAAGUUGAUAGGUCACUGAAUAGGAUAACUUUUUUCCUCCUUUGUUGCAUAGUUUUGUGUCUUCUCUUAUUCUGA
This is a messenger RNA of Sphenostylis stenocarpa, 771 nucleotides long. The record is from the annotation of a GenBank genome assembly. NCBI's taxonomy places the organism in Eukaryota, Viridiplantae, Streptophyta, Magnoliopsida, Fabales, Fabaceae.